AUCUUAAUGAGCAUUAUUUUUGAAAUCUUUAGAUGUGUUUUUAUAUGACUGCAUAAUACUGUCUUCCUCAGUCUAAGAAGCCAGUAGAGACAGAAUUGUCAAAUAUUUAUACCCUUCUCACCCAUCUUGGUGCCAGUCAUACUUAGGCGUUCAACUAAUAUUCUCUAGGAGUAAUAGUAAUGAUUUUACAGGCAAAGUAUACAUAUAUUUUACUUGUAAAUAUUGACAGGAAUUAGGUAACAUUUCCAAAUUCCAUGCUUUAUAGCUUCUUGAUACUCUGCUUUUGAUGUUUUAAUUAAAUCCUACUCGUAAGAAGUGUGGGCACAUAAUCGGUAGAAUGGUUCUGAUAAAAGUGAUCACUGACGUUUAAUAUUAUGGCUUCUAUGACUAGUAGAGAUAUAAUGUGGACUUUACUCAGUCCAUAAUAAUGUUAAAGGAAGUACCCAAUUUUUAAAUAAAAAUAUAGCUACAUCAUGGGUACAUAGGCUUUUCUAGCAACUUGGGCUUUCUUAGGAACUCAACAAGUGUAAAUGGUUUCUAUAAUAUGUCAAUCAAGGUUUCCAGUUGCAAGAAACAGAUUAACAUGGCUGAUUAAGCAGAAAAUGAGUUUAUUAAGUGGUUAUUAGUGAAUUCGCACAUUUUGUUACAAGGACUGGAGAACAAAGCUUGAGACUAAGCUUUCAGAAACAGUGUCCAAACCCAUGCUGCAAAAACUGUUAAGAUAAAGAAAUAGCCACCAAGCAGAGACACAACAGUGUGUAUGGAGGUCAUUUCCGUUUCAGGAACUUGACCUUGAGUCCUAAUGCAGGAAGUGCAGCUAGAAGGAAGAAAAGAAAGAAAAAAAUGAGCUGCUUGUUUUCUGCAGUUAAAGUCUCAGUGUCAGCACCUGAGUCCCAGUCUCACGUGGGUGCAUCUUGGCAAAGUCUGAGUCACCUGUCUCAGCUCCUAGGGAAGGAAUUAUGGGAAAUUAAAUUCCAGCUUCUGUCUUCAAGUAGGAACUUUCCCAGCCAUUUUCUGGAAAGUUUGUUGAAAAGAUCACAUGGACAGUCACAAACAUGAUGAAAAUUUAUUAUUAUACGAUGGAAUUAUUUUCUAGGAAUGGAAUUUCUUUCUGUGUUCCUGUUUGAAACAUAUCUUAAUCCUACUCUGGUAUGGUAACUUUUGGCCAUCCCAAAAUGAGAAAAACACUGCUUGUCCGCAAUCCCUAAUAGCCACUGAACUCAGAGGACAAAAGUAAUAUGAUGGCUCAGGGAAUAUUUUGGGAUUCACAAAUGGUCCUUUCUUGGUCCACUUGAUACAGGCAGCCAAUCUUUUGGGAAAAGAUGUAUAUAAUAAACAAUUGAGUAAAAUAAAUGAAAGAAUGGAAGUCUAUCACAAAAACUAUGAUGCUGUUUAAGAACAAAGAAAGAGUAACUGUGAGGAGCUUCAGUUUCAACGACUCACCCGAGAACUGGAAGUGGAAAGGCAGAUUGUUGCCAGUCAGCUAGAAAGAUGUAGGCUUGGAGCAGAAUCACCAAGCAUCGCCAGCACCAGCUCAACAGAGAAGUCAUUUCCUUGGAGAUCAACAGAUGUGCCAAAUACUGGUGUAAGCAAACCUAGAGUUUCUGACGCUGUCCAUCCCAACAACUAUCUCAUCCGGACAGAGCCAGAACAAGGGACCCUCUAUUCACCAGAACAGACAUCUCUACAUGAAAGUGAGGGAUCAUUGGGCAACUCAAGAAGUUCGACACAAAUGAAUUCUUAUUCUGACAGUGGAUACCAGGAAGCAGGGAGUUUCCAUAACAGCCAGAACGUGAGCAAGGCAGAUAAUAGACAGCAGCAUUCAUUCAUAGCAUCAACUAAUAACCAUUUGGUGAGGAAUUCAAGAGCUGAAGGACAAACACUGGUUCAGCCAUCAGUAGCCAAUCGGGCCAUGAGAAGAGUUAGUUCAGUUCCAUCUAGAGCACAGUCUCCUUCUUAUGUUAUCAGCACAGGCGUGUCUCCUUCACGGGGGUCACUGAGAACUUCUCUGGGUAGUGGAUUUGGCUCUCCGUCAGUGACUGACCCCCGCCCUCUGAACCCCAGUGCGUAUUCCUCCACCACAUUACCUGCUCAGCGGGCAGCCUCUCCCUACUCACAGAGACCCGCCUCCCCGACUUCGAUUCGGCGGAUUGGGUCUGUCACCUCCCGGCAGACCUCCAAUCCCAACGGACCGACCCCUCAGUACCCAACCACCGCCAGAGUGGGGUCCCCGCUGACCCUGACGGAUGCACAGACUCGGGUAGCUUCCCCAUCCCAAGGCCAGGUGGGGUCGUCGUCCCCCAAGCGCUCAGGGAUGACGGCCGUGCCGCAGCACCUGGGACCCUCACUGCAAAGGACUGUUCAUGACAUGGAGCAAUUCGGACAGCAGCAGUAUGACAUUUACGAGAGGAUGGUUCCACCGCGGCCAGACAGCCUGACAGGCUUACGGAGUUCCUAUGCCAGUCAGCACAGCCAGCUCGGGCAAGACCUUCGUUCAACUGUGUCUCCGGACUUGCACAUCACGCCUAUUUAUGAGGGGAGGACCUAUUACAGCCCGGUGUACCGCAGCCCGAACCACGGAACUGUGGAGCUCCAGGGCUCGCAGACGGCGUUGUAUCGCACAGGCUCAGGUAUUGGAAAUCUACAAAGAACGUCCAGCCAACGAAGUACCCUUACAUACCAAAGAAAUAAUUAUGCUCUGAACACAACAGCUACCUACGCGGAGCCCUAUAGGCCAAUACAGUACCGAGUUCAGGAGUGCAAUUAUAACAGGCUUCAGCACGCAGCCCCAGCUGAUGAUGGCACCACAAGAUCUCCAUCGAUAGACAGCAUUCAAAAAGACCCCAGGGAGUUUGCCUGGCGUGAUCCCGAGUUACCUGAAGUCAUUCACAUGCUGCAGCACCAGUUCCCGUCCGUGCAGGCGAAUGCGGCAGCCUACCUGCAGCACCUGUGCUUCGGCGACAACAAAGUGAAGAUGGAGGUGUGUAGGUUAGGGGGAAUCAAGCAUCUGGUUGACCUUUUGGACCACAGAGUUUUGGAAGUGCAGAAGAAUGCUUGUGGUGCCCUUCGAAACCUUGUUUUUGGCAAGUCUACAGAUGAAAAUAAAAUAGCAAUGAAGAAUGUUGGUGGGAUACCUGCCUUGUUGCGACUCUUGAGAAAAUCUAUUGAUGCAGAAGUAAGGGAGCUUGUUACAGGAGUUCUUUGGAAUUUAUCCUCAUGUGAUGCUGUAAAGAUGACAAUCAUUCGAGAUGCUCUCUCAACCUUGACAAACACUGUGAUCGUUCCACAUUCUGGAUGGAAUAACUCUUCUUUUGAUGAUGAUCAUAAAAUUAAAUUUCAGACUUCACUAGUUCUGCGUAACACAACAGGUUGCCUAAGGAACCUCAGCUCCGCAGGGGAGGAGGCCCGGAAGCAGAUGCGGUCCUGCGAGGGGCUGGUGGACUCGCUGCUGUACGUGAUCCACACGUGUGUGAACACAUCCGAUUACGACAGCAAGACAGUGGAGAACUGCGUGUGCACCCUGAGGAACCUGUCCUAUCGGCUGGAACUGGAGGUCCCUCAGGCCCGGCUGCUGGGGCUGAACGAACUGGAUGACUUACUGGGAAAAGAGUCUCCCAGCAAAGACUCUGAGCCAAGCUGCUGGGGGAAGAAGAAGAAAAAGAAAAAGAGGACUCCACAAGAGGAUCAAUGGGAUGGAGUUGGCCCUAUCCCAGGACUGUCAAAGUCCCCCAAAGGGGUGGAGAUGCUGUGGCACCCGUCAGUGGUGAAACCAUAUCUGACUCUUCUAGCAGAAAGUUCCAACCCAGCCACCUUGGAAGGCUCCGCUGGAUCCCUCCAGAACCUCUCUGCUGGCAACUGGAAGUUUGCAGCAUACAUCCGGGCAGCUGUCCGAAAAGAAAAAGGGCUACCCAUCCUUGUAGAACUUCUGAGAAUGGAUAACGACAGAGUCGUUUCUUCCGUGGCAACUGCCUUGAGGAAUAUGGCGCUGGAUGUUCGCAACAAGGAGCUCAUAGGUAAAUAUGCCAUGCGAGACCUGGUCAACCGGCUUCCCGGUGGCAAUGGCCCCAGCAUACUGUCUGACGAGACCAUGGCAGCCAUCUGCUGUGCUCUGCACGAGGUCACCAGCAAAAACAUGGAGAAUGCCAAAGCCCUGGCCGACUCGGGAGGCAUAGAGAAGCUGGUGAACAUAACCAAAGGCAGGGGAGACAGAUCAUCUCUGAAAGUGGUGAAGGCAGCAGCCCAGGUCUUGAAUACGUUAUGGCAAUAUCGGGACCUCCGGAGCAUUUAUAAAAAGGAUGGAUGGAACCAGAACCAUUUUAUUACACCUGUGUCAACACUGGAGCGAGACCGAUUCAAAUCGCAUCCUUCCUUGUCUACCACGAACCAACAGAUGUCACCCAUCAUUCAGUCAGUCGGCAGCACCUCUUCCUCACCAGCACUGUUAGGAAUCAGAGACCCUCGCUCUGAAUACGAUAGGACCCAGCCACCUAUGCAGUAUUACAAUAGCCAAGGGGAUGCCACACACAAAGGCCUGUACCCUGGCUCCAGCAAACCUUCACCAAUUUACAUCAGUUCCUAUUCCUCACCAGCAAGAGAACAAAAUAGACGGCUACAGCAUCAACAGCUGUAUUAUAGUCAAGAUGACUCCAACAGAAAGAACUUUGAUGCAUACAGAUUGUAUUUGCAGUCUCCUCAUAGCUACGAAGACCCUUAUUUUGAUGACCGAGUUCACUUUCCAGCUUCUGCUGAUUACUCGACACAGUAUGGACUGAAAUCGACCACAAAUUACGUAGACUUUUAUUCCACUAAACGACCUUCUUACAGAGCAGAACAGUACCCAGGGUCCCCAGACUCGUGGGUGUAGCAUCACGACGCUCAGCAGAGGAACUCUUUCUCUCUAACGUCGUUCGGAUUGAAGUGAAAAGUCGGUCUUGCUGAUUUGAUGAUUGAAAUGUGAAAGUGACAUGGAAGGAACGCGUGAAGUGCAUAUAUAUUUUUUUUCUUUUUUGAGGAAUUAUCAGGGAAGUGAGGAAACCUUUGGGAGAGGACUUUCUAAGCUCUAUUUAGGUGUUAGAUCUAAUUACUUGUAGAUUCUGUAGUCUGGUGAAGGUGUGGGUGACGUGAUGAGAGGUUUGAGAAACGGGUGAAAUGAGACGGGGGAUGUUUAGGUGAAAUCAAAUUAAAGAUGAUUUUUUUAAUGUGAAUAAAGUUAUGUUCAGAUAGUUUGUACAGAAAAAAAAAUAAUAAAAUGGAUGCCCUUCAUGUUUUAUUGCUAUUACUAAAUGUCAAGGUUGUAUGCUAUUAUGUCUUGUAAAUUUCUUUUGUUGGUGUAAAUAUGGAAAUGCCACAUUGGUUAAGUGCCAUCAUUUGUAAUGCAGUGUGUCAUUUGAAAAGAGAUUCCAGGAAACUGACAGCUUAAAAAAACAAAUGGGAAACCCCAGGAACUGUUAGCAACUACAAACAAACUAUGACCUCCUCUGUUUUCACAAUGAAUAGCGUACACUUCGGAAGCACAAGGUCAGUCUGGUAUAGCAGCGCCAUGCCCAUUCCCUGCCUCUUUCAUGGGACACGUCACUGCCAUUUUCUAUGCACAUGAAAGAAAAAUAAAUGUGGAAAUUUCAUCCUUGGAAA
Microcebus murinus (gray mouse lemur) is the source of this 5631-nucleotide messenger RNA. NCBI's taxonomy places the organism in Eukaryota, Metazoa, Chordata, Mammalia, Primates, Cheirogaleidae. The record is from RefSeq and is a predicted model, not a curated record.